UCCAUGCUGGGGCCAAAUCAUACCAUAGUGUCUGAGUUCAUCCUCAUUGGCUUCUCCAGAUUCCCCCAUCUUCAGUCGAUAUUUUUUGUGAUAUUUCUGUUAAUGUAUUCAUUCACACUGCUGGGCAACCUUCUCAUCAUGUUGACCAUCCGGAGUGAGAGGAGCCUCCACACACCCAUGUACUUCUUCCUAUGUACACUCUCUAUCUCAGAAAUCUUCUACACUUUUGCCAUUAUCCCUCGCAUGCUCACUGACUUGGUCUCCAAUCAUCACACCAUCUCCUUCCUUGGCUGUGCCAACCAGAUGUUCUUCUCCUUCACAUUUGGCUUCACCCACUCUUUCCUGCUUAUGGUCAUGGGCUAUGACCGCUAUGUGGCCAUUUGCCACCCUUUGCGCUAUAAUGUGCUCAUGAACUCACAGGGCUGUGCCUGGUUGGUGGCCUCCUCAUGGGUUGGUGGCAUGGUAAUGGGGCUGGUGGUAACACUUGCCAUUUUCCACCUGACUUUCUGUGGGCCCAAUAAGAUCCACCAUUUCUUCUGUCAUGUACCCCCUUUGGUAAAGCUAGCCUGUGGAGACAUCUCAAUAGUGGCCAUGGGAGUGGGGAUGGUCUGCAUUACAGCCCUACUGGGAUGUUUCCUCCUCAUCCUCCUCUCCUAUGCCUUUAUUGUGGCCGCCAUCUUGAGAAUUCCUUCAGCUGAGGGUCGUCGCAAAGCCUUCUCUACCUGUGCCUCCCAUCUCACUGUGGUAGUUGUGCACUAUGGCUUUGCCUCUGUCAUUUAUCUUAAACCCAAGGCCCCAGAAUCCCUGGAAGGGGACACCCUGAUGGGCAUCACCUACACCGCUCUAACUCCCUUUCUGAGCCCCAUCAUCUUCAGCCUGAGGAACAAGGAGCUGAAGAAUGCCCUGAAGAAAGUCUUCUUCAGUAGCCAGUGUCCCUUGAGACUCCGAUAG
Molecule: messenger RNA, 951 nt
Organism: Vombatus ursinus (common wombat)
Lineage: Eukaryota; Metazoa; Chordata; Mammalia; Diprotodontia; Vombatidae
Product: olfactory receptor 10H1-like
Exons: 1
Coding region: 4-951 (315 amino acids)
Biological process (GO): G protein-coupled receptor signaling pathway
Cellular component (GO): membrane
Molecular function (GO): olfactory receptor activity; G protein-coupled receptor activity
Source: RefSeq, a predicted model, not a curated record